GACAUUGUUGACUUCCAUUUUUUAUUUCAAAAUCUUUCACAGAUCAAAAUGUAAACAAAGAGCAGAUUACUGUGAUUAACAAGACUAUGACGUAGAUCUAAUUAGUCUCUUAGAUCUACAUGACAUGAUACACUCAUACAAUUAACUUCCAUUUAAACAUCUCUUUGUUAUCCACUUGAGCAUAGACAUUAUGUCAGCACAGCCUAGUGAACAAGAGUUUGAGUGUGCGAUCUGUAAAGACUGUUAUACAAAACCUUGUUGCAUACAGCCAUGCCAACAUGUGUACUGUUUUGAUUGCCUCCAGAAUUUGUGUCUAAGCUUAGACCCAUACUGUCCACAGUGCAGAUGCUACAUAGAAUCCACAAGUCCAGCUCCUCACAUUGAACGUUUAAUGUCAAGGUGCAUUAUUAAUUGCUCUGAUUGCAAUAACUCUGUACCAGCCAGCAAGAUGAAACAACACAAGUCUAUUUGUCCUGCUGCUCAGAGAAUGCAGCACAUAUUAACACAGUCUGCACCUACAGUACUUGGCGCCCACAGUAGCGUGCCCAACAGAUCUACAUUUUCUUGUCCAUAUUGUAACAAAGCCAACCUUUUACGAGACCAGCUUAUACAGCACUGUAGUACUGACCAUCAUAAUGACUUGAAGAGAGUGGUGUGUCCAAUAUGUGCUUCCAUGCCUUGGGGAGAUCAGAAUCUUAAGAGUUCCAAUUUUCUUCGUCACCUCCACACAAGACACAAAUUUGACUAUGAUACUUAUGUGGACUUUGAACAGGAUGAUGAUGCAAUGCUACAUUUAGCUGUGCAAGCUUCUUUGGAUGAUUUUUGAUAAAUGUAGGUCAUGAAAAAAAUUACUCUAGCCUUGUAUAGGUCAAGGUUGUUUUGUGUAGAAAUAGCAUUUUUUCCUUAUAUCUAAGCAUAGAAGUGAUUAUGUUUGAUAAUCAAACUAAGGACAAUAAUUAUUGGCUACCAGAUUUUGCUUAUAUUUUAUGAAAUAUUUAUAAACAGUUUUAUACAUUUACAUUAUACUAAUAGCAUUUUUUUUAAAAUCUGUACUUGAUUUCUUGAAUAAGUAUUUAAUGGCUGAUGUAUGCUCGUUGGCGACUUGUGAAUUUCAUAGUCUAAAUUUUUAAGGACUAAUCUUCAAAUUUCUUUGUUAUUGAUCACAUUCAACAUGCUGCACUGAUUAUGCCUCUAAUCAAUAUGAUAUUAUUUGUCUAUAAUUGUUCACCAGUCACUUACCAAUUAGUGACACCUGAUAGGUUACUAAAAAAUGUUUUUGAAAUGUUCUCAUAUUUAGGAAUGAUUUCUAGUCUUAUAAAUCUGCAUAAUACAAGUAAAAUAAAAAUAUGAUGACUUUUUCACAAAAUAAUAGCCAAAAAAAAAGUUAUAUAAUUAUUUUAAAAAAUUCUCAAUAAUAUCUAACAAGAAAAACAUAAAAAAAAAAACAAAGCUUAUAUUAAAUGUAAUUGUAUCAAUUAGUUUGGAUCAGUCAAGUAAUUAUAUGUAUGAGUGACUUGGACAUGUAAACAUAUGUGAUAGAAAUAUUUUACCAAUUGUUUUAAUUUAGCUUUUAGUUUCCUUAAUGCGCUAUGAUCCUAUCACUUGUCUGGGCCAAUAGUGAAAGGGGGAGGGAAGAAGGGGGUAUCCUGGUGAAUGUAUAUUUGGUUGUUUUUAUAAAUAUAAAAAAAAAAAUUCACUCAGGGCUCAAGGGGACUAAUUAUUAUUAUUAUAGCUUUUAUAUAGUGCUACUUUCAUGCUUAUAGCAUUCUCAGAGCGCUUUUUUGGUCCAAUCUCAUUUGUGGACCAGUGGGGGGGAGGGGGUAUCUAGGAGUUAAUUUUCCGUGCUGCCUUUAGGCGCUCAGUAAACACAACUCUGCCCGAGUCGGUUGUUGAACCUCGAGCCCCCUUCUAGGUAGCCAAGACUAGCCAAGUUCAAGCGCACUUGGCCUCUCGACCACGCUUAUACCAUCACAUUUUUCAAGUACGAUUGCUUUUCCUUGUUCAAGAUACCAAACAAAAUAAUUAAUUACCAAUGUAAAAGACAGUUUGCACUUUAAAAAAAAAAAGGAGAUUUUUUUUUGUCUAGGCCAGGGGAAAGCAACAUUUUUUUUAUCGAGAGCUGCCAUAAAAAAAAUUUGGGAAAGGGGGGUCACAUAUACUUGCAUUUUAACUUUUGUAAACUAUGUAUAAUGUCUUUUAACUAACAUUUAUAUACAUUCACUUCUAAUUUUUCACAUUCCCAAUUAAGGAAUUACAACAAGAGUUCUGGAUAUAUAUAGUCUUUUACAUCUGAUUUGAUCACAAAUGUUUAGUUGUUCUUAAUGUACACUAUUUGCACUAGUGCAUAAUAUUUCUUAAAAAAUCAAAAGAUUUCUUUUUCCUGUGUUUAAUAUGCUAAAAAAAAAUCACCAUACCACAAACAUGACUUUUACUUUAUCAUUGUAGAUCAUUUUUUUAUUUAACAAAUUCUUACAACAAUGGUACAAUCGCUGACCACACAGAGAGAAAAAGUCGAAAAGGUUUCUAUUGUAUAUAAACUCUGUGAUGUAAGCUUCUGAUUUUAUUGGACCAGUGUUAUUAUACUGGCCUAACUAUUUUUGUAUUAUCUGAAGAAUUUUUAAAAUCUCUAUUUUUUUAUUGGUAUAUUUUGUUUCUUUAAACUACACUUAACACCCAAGCGCUAAUGAUGUCUCAAUGAUAAAUCAGCUUGACCUUUUCUUUUUUGAUGUGUUCUAUUAUACCAGUGGAGUUUGAUAUUAUGGAUAAUAGUAUUAAACAUAUCAAUGUCCAUUUUGAGGGCAGAUCAGACUUUUUGUCAUUGCUAAAUGUAACUUAUCCUCUUAUCUUAUAAAAUACAGAUGUUAUGUGCAUCCUUGGGUCAAUCUAGUCACGCAUGUUAAUCAAUGACUUAAACUCUGCCAAGUUAUUGGUUUUCCUGGCUGACUCAGUUGACAUUUUGUUCAACAUUUCUGUUACCAUCAGGGCACUUAUCUUCUCACAAGUCUAUUUUGAUUACAGAGAAGAAUGUUGAGGGUGUGUAAGCACUGAUGUAAGAGAACUAUGGCAAGGUCUAAGAGAAUUAGCUUUUUUUUUUUUCGUUUUUAUUUGUGAUGUUUCUGGUUUUUUUUUUAUUUCUGGAAAAGUAAGAGUCAGACAAGUGUCUUUAUCAGUGACCAAGAUAGAUUAGUUAACAACGGAAAUCAUCAUCUUGUUUGUUAUGUACAGAGAGAUAAAAAGUUAAAUCUAAAUGCAUUUAUUCACUUUGAAAAUAAUAAGAUGAAAUGUUGCUUUAGAAACUGUGUGUUCAUAACAGUGAGACAUUACAGUACCAUGUAACAAUAAAGAUACGAACACAU
This is a messenger RNA of Biomphalaria glabrata, 3356 nucleotides long. RefSeq names its product E3 ubiquitin-protein ligase RNF166-like. Gene Ontology annotation, molecular function: ubiquitin protein ligase activity. The transcript has 7 exons. Gene Ontology annotation, biological process: protein polyubiquitination; ubiquitin-dependent protein catabolic process. The coding region runs from base 191 to 826 and encodes 211 amino acids. The record is from RefSeq and is a predicted model, not a curated record. Lineage: Eukaryota; Metazoa; Mollusca; Gastropoda; Planorbidae.